Messenger RNA from Durotheca rogersii, 2694 nucleotides. Its product is annotated as kinase-like domain-containing protein. Gene Ontology annotation, molecular function: ATP binding; protein serine/threonine kinase activity. The transcript has 2 exons. Lineage: Eukaryota; Fungi; Ascomycota; Sordariomycetes; Xylariales; Xylariaceae. Gene Ontology annotation, biological process: protein phosphorylation. The record is from RefSeq and is a predicted model, not a curated record. The coding region runs from base 1 to 2694 and encodes 897 amino acids.
AUGAUCGCUGUUAACACGUUCGUCAGGACCUCGACGACGGAGGACGAUGGGGCCGACCAAAUUGGUUAUGAUACCCCUCGAUCCGGUGUGGCCACGCCUCAGCCGGAUCUCCACGACAAGCGAUUGCCGGGCAUCAUGAGCUACUUUGGCCAGGUUCGUUGCACCUACUCUUCGCACUAUUCUUUAAGUCGCCCCUCUCUACCCCGAGCGCCGGAGACUGAGUCGACGCACCCUGCCUCUCCCCAGGAAGAGAAGGAUCUAAGCACCGUCCCUCACCACCGACUAUCGAGUCUGGAAUCGGAUCUGAGCAAGGACCUCAAGCCAGAAUCUUCGCCUCUCCUUGCACAUGAGAGGACCGAACCCUUGGCGUGUGUGCAGGCCUCGCGGCAGUCGCCAUCCGAUAUCUAUCUCUACCCUACGCCUCCCCGUUCCCAGACACCAUCAGAAAGGGGAGCCAAGCUGUCUGACGCCAGCGGCGAUUCGGAAGCGGCCGCUAGCGGCCAGUCGAGUCGAUCUUCUCUGAACAACAAAAAGGCUACCUCAGAUCUCCCACAAUUCAAAGCUCGGAGGGCCACCUUGGCGGCCCCCCUCAUGAGCAUAGUCACUACAUCUAGCGUUCUCGCCAGUCAUCUGUCCAUCCCCGGCAGUCGUGCCUCUACAACCACACCCAGUUCCCCCUCGGACUCUCAACCCCUCUUUGGCGAUGCUCGUAGUUUUCACUCUACGUCCGCGUCGAUUGAUCGACUCAGGAAGCUAACUGAUAUUGGUUCGAGAAAGAGCGGCCCGUCGACGCCCACUCGAACGCUCUCGGCCGCCCAACCGUCCCAGCAUAGCGAAAGAUCACCGUCAAAACUGAGCGGGGACGGCUCGGAUACGGGUGGUGCGCAAACGCCCGUCUCGUCCCAGACCGGAGGUGCGCAGGCGCCGCCGCAGCGGGGCAAGCUCACCGUCAAGAUCCUAGAGGCGCGAGGACUGCGAAAGAGCCGUGACCCUUACGUCGUUGCCGUGUUCCAGAGGAACGAGUUGAUCUCGCACGGUCCGCAAACAUUCGAGGACGAGGACGAGCCCGCGGCACAGCCCGUUGCCAUGGGUGGAAUCGCCAUACAGCGCCAGGGCAGCGAUUCGGGCCGCCCGAUGGCGAUACCCAUGCGCAGUCGCCAAAGCAGUAACACGAGCGUCACGGACUACAAUACCUUCCGCAAUCGCCCGCGAAGGUCAUUUACGAGUCCCAAGUGGGACGCCGAAGCAGUAUUUGAUGUUGUUGAUUCAGACAUGCUAGUUGACAUCUCGGUUUACGAUCACGGCACGCAAGGAGAGGAGUUUUUGGGCCACGUGGACUUCCAAGCGACCGCCCCUGGCAAAGACGAGCCAGUCCGAGGCUGGUUCUCCCUGAGGGGAAAUGCCGACACGACGCCCGACAAGACCCCGACCGGCGAGAUAUUUGUUGAAGCCGUCUACCAGAAGACGGAGAAGAAGCACUACGGCCCGGACGAUUUCCAAAUUCUACGUUUAAUCGGCAAGGGCACGUUUGGUCAAGUUUACCAAGUUCGUAAGAAGGACACCGGUCGCAUCUACGCCAUGAAGGUACUGUCGAAGAAGGUCAUCGUUCAGAAGAAAGAGGUGGCGCACACGGUCGGCGAGCGGAACAUCCUCGUCCGGACAGCCAUGUCGGAGUCGCCAUUCAUCGUCGGCCUAAAGUUCUCUUUCCAGACCCAGAACGACCUUUUCCUCGUGACCGACUACAUGUCCGGCGGUGAGCUCUUUUGGCAUCUUCAGAAGGAGGGCCGGUUCGACGAAAAGCGAGCCAAGUUCUACAUCGCAGAGCUCAUCCUAGCCAUCCAGCAUCUACAUCACAACGACAUCGUCUACCGCGACUUGAAGCCAGAGAAUAUCCUGCUCGACGCGAACGGCCACAUCGCCCUCUGCGACUUCGGCUUGUCCAAGGCGAACUUGACCCAGAACGACACCACGAAUACGUUUUGCGGGACUACGGAGUAUCUAGCCCCGGAGGUCUUGCUAGAUGAGGCUGGCUAUACCAAGAUGGUGGAUUUCUGGUCCCUCGGCGUCCUCGUAUUCGAGAUGUGCUGUGGGUGGAGCCCGUUCUACGCGGAGGAUACGCAGCAGAUGUACAAGAACAUAGCCUUCGGCAAGGUCCGAUUUCCGCGAGACACGCUAUCGCAGGAAGGGAGGAACUUUGUCAAGGGCCUACUUAACAGGAACCCGAAACACCGACUAGGCGCCAUCGACGACGCGGAAGAGUUGAAGCGCCACGCCUUCUUCUUGGACGUAGACUGGGACAUUCUAUCGAAGAAGCUCAUCACACCUCCUUUCAAACCCAAGUUGAAGUCCGAGACGGACGUUUCCUACUUCGACCCGGAAUUCACGAACGCGUUGACCACGAACGGUUCCUUGAACGAGCGCGCGCAGCAGCUGGCGGCCGGAUUCGCCACGUCGACGCCGUUAUCUCCAACGACGCAGGCCAAUUUCCACGGUUUCACUUUCGUCGACGAAAGUUCGCUAGAUGAUCACAUGAAGGGAAGGUAUGCUGACGAGGAUAUGGACGACAUAGAUCGUCGAGACAGCGAGUGGGACGAUCUCGAGGACCUCGAUCUCCAGAGGGCAAAUAGGAUGAGCGGCAUCGUCCGGACGAGCACUAAUGAGGAGGCGUUUGGUGAUUCCCAUUUCGACAUAUGA